CCCUCAUUCCAUUUCCAACGAAUAUACCUCAACUCUACAGAACACCCAUAUUACGCCAUAAUGUCUGACACUGACAUGUCAGUAAGUAUUGUAGAGGCACAAGACCUCCCAUCACUUGGCACUCUCCACGCCAGAGCUUUCCAUCCAAAAAGCGAAUGGCACCGCAGAGUCUUGCCCAGCUCCAUCGCGCCAUGGUGGGAAGAGAAAUACGCCCUCGACAUCAACGACCCGACGUACCAUCUUCUCAAAAUCGCAUCACCAGACUCUUCAGCCACUGUGCUGGGCUUGGUCUGCUUGCGCAAGUUUGAAGCUGAUGAGAGAGGAGCUGGGCGCUGGAGCGAUUUCCCUCCCCCAUCGCAGGCUGACCGCGAAGCCUACAAGGCCAUGGUCAAGUCCAUGAUCGAGUAUCGCGAGCGGUUCAUGCUCGGCCGCACACAUAUUUGUGUCGAUCACUUUGCUGUUGACUUCGAUCACCAAGGUCGCGGCCUCGGCACUCGGCUGAUGGCGAGGGCAUGUGAGAUUGCAGAUCAGGAGAAAUUGGACAUGUUUGUUGAAGCCAAUGAGUUUGCAGAGACCUUCUACCAGAGAUUUGGAUUCAAGACUGAGCAGAGACUUGAGAUGCCCGGGGGACUGACGGAAUGCUUUCUUAUCCGGCCGUUUGGACAAUGACGGAGGAGCAUCAAGGCAAGCUGCCUGCACUUUUUCUCCGCUUUUCUAUCUUGCCAGUUCCGGUUUAGCAUGCAUUAGCUUUUAUGUCUCGUC
This is a messenger RNA of Ilyonectria robusta, 762 nucleotides long. RefSeq names its product acyl-CoA N-acyltransferase. The transcript has a single exon. The record is from RefSeq and is a predicted model, not a curated record. Gene Ontology annotation, molecular function: acyltransferase activity, transferring groups other than amino-acyl groups. Bases 61 to 669 code for a protein of 202 amino acids. Lineage: Eukaryota; Fungi; Ascomycota; Sordariomycetes; Hypocreales; Nectriaceae.